UGAUCAAGAUAUGACGUCAUUGUAAAUAAAGGCUAAACAUCAACACAGUACCGUGACAGCUAGAACGUAGAAACCAACAGCCCGUCUGCUUCUCACACGAACCUGCCAGCCACUGCCUCCAUUUUGUGAUGGCUUUAUCUCAGAAGCCUGAGCAACAGAGCGAUUUGAAUGAUUCUUGGGUGGAGCUGCAAACUGCCACACCACCAGCAGAACCAACAAUUGAGACACCACACCCUUCUAUUUAUAAUGGCAGUCUUGAAAAACUGCUGAUUGAAGCACAGCGAGAGUCUAGAACUCCAUCCCAUGCCAACAGUAAAGAGUCUUCUGCUAGGGGAAGCCCAAAGAGUCCACACAGUCCUAAUUCAGAGUGGUCUACAGGUGACUGGAAGACAAAAGAGGAUCCUGGUACAGACUGGAUAUGGGACUGGUCUAGUGGACCAGAAGUUCAGCCUCAAGGUGACUGGAAUGGAAAGUUUCGCCAUCCAAUAUCCAAACCACGUCGUACGCCUUUAAGCAUACGAAAGUCACCAGUGAUGAAGACAAACAUUUUCCACCUGGAGAACUUAUCUACUUUGCUUUUGACUCAUGCCUGCACAUUCUUUCUUGGGGCUGCUGUAAUGUUUAUCUACCUGAAAAAGUAUUGCAACUUGGCGGCAGUGGUUCCCUCUUCUCUUGACUGAAAGGGAAAUCUUAUUGGCCAUUUUUAAAGCUGGUGACAGGUGUCAAACAUUUGUCCUAUUGAAAGACUGUAAGACGAUGGCACUGGAGAAAAUUCGUGAAUGGGAUGCUCCUUAAAUUUUUGCCCCUGAAAACUACAGUUUACUGGAUUAUGACUGCAUGCAAGAACUCAUCAUUUCAACUUGAUAAACAUGCCAUUCCUUGCAAGAGGAUCAUGAUAGGCUUGUUCAGAUGUGAAUGCAUUUAUUCAAGUGAGUUUUAUGAUGUUGAGAUAACACCAGAUCAUUAAUUUCAUUAUUGCUGAUAAAGUAAAUGAGCUUUUUUUCUGAAUUGCCAUUUAGUAUUGUCAAACUGUUUCAUUCGUCUUGCAUCAUAGUCAAUAAACUGCAUAACUACUUCAUUCAUCUCACACUGAAAGGAUCUGGUUCAGGAAACAGGGAACGAAAGUUUGUAAAAAAAAUUUUGAGAACUGAUCUUUUUUUCUGGUUGCUGAUUUCCUGAAGAUUAUAUAAUUUGAAUGGUUAAUGCACUAAUGGUUUUCUGGGGAUAAUUUUUUGUGGAACACUGUUCCCAGUUAAGUUUAUAUAUAUAACAUAAAUAUUUAUGUCUGUAUGAACACCAAAGAUUCUCGGAAAUUGAAAAUGCUUGAUGAUUGUAUCACCCCACCCUAUUUGGCAUAAGUGUACUGUACAUAUUUACUGCUAGUAAUACAUCUUUGACUACAACAAACAAAACGAAGUCUGUGGUGAUUUUUUUGUGCUUGAGUUUUCUUCAUGAUAGAGUGCAUUUUUCACCUGGUGAUUGUUGGCUUGUAUAAUGACAAUGUAUGAAUGCUUUUUGCUGGUGCUGGUUUCUGUACUGAAUAAAAAUGUUAUGUUUUAGGUCAUACGAACCAUUUUAGUUAGGGCCGUGUUGAAUUGUUCUGUAUGAAGAGCUCUAAAGGCUCAUCAUCUUCAUGAACAAAAGGACAGUUUUGGAUAAGAACCGGGAUCACAUUGAGAGUGGGGAAAAAGGGGAUGAUGGCAUAGUCAUGCAGAGAAUAAAUAGUGUAUAGUGAGCGAUGAACUCCUUGUCAAUAAAUUCCAUUCCUUUGUUGCUAAAGUAAAAAAUUGUUAGUGUGCUUAUGUGUUAAAAAUGUAAGCUCUUCAAAUAUUUUCUUUUGUUUUAAAUCUUUGUUAUUCAGGGUUGUUAGGUAAGUUAUGGAUGAAAAAUAGUUUUUCAACUACAGGUGUUUGUAAAAGCUGUGAAGAGAUAAUAAUUAGUGACCCAUGGUGCACAUUUUUAAUGAAGAUCAUUAAACAUAUCUUUUUUGUUAACAUUAUUUAGUUUUAGGUAUAAAUAUCUAAUAUAUAUACCCAACAUAUUUUUAACAAAUGGGUAAAUCAUUUUAGUUCUUAUUCUAUUUGCCUUUAAAAGAGCAUAUACAGAUAAGUGUUGGUGUUAAAAAGUCUUUUGACAAACUUUCAAAUGAAGGGUAAGUAAAUUGAAAUUACCUUUGUUCAUUUUUGCUUCCAAAAAAAAAAAGAAGCAAAUGUUGACCUUCAUUUUUGUGUGAAAAUGUGAAUUAGAAUAUAUAGUGAAAUUUUAAAAGCAUUUUACUGAACUUGUAAGUGUUAAAGUAAAUUACUAGUAAGGUAUGAGUAAAUAGUGGUGCUCUU
Molecule: messenger RNA, 2336 nt
Organism: Pomacea canaliculata
Lineage: Eukaryota; Metazoa; Mollusca; Gastropoda; Architaenioglossa; Ampullariidae
Product: BCL2/adenovirus E1B 19 kDa protein-interacting protein 3-like
Exons: 6
Coding region: 129-680 (183 amino acids)
Biological process (GO): mitochondrial outer membrane permeabilization; positive regulation of apoptotic process
Cellular component (GO): mitochondrial outer membrane; mitochondrial envelope; nucleus
Source: RefSeq, a predicted model, not a curated record